AUGAGAUUUUCCAAUGUCGUGACCGUGGCCCUCAUGGCCACUUCGGCCGCCUCCUUCCCUAUUAACGCAGCUGGCAAUGCUCCUGCGCAUCUUGAGGGACUCAUGGGCCGCAAUGCGGAACCCCAGAAGCUUAAGGUCGAUAAGCGCGAGCCUCAGAAGCUGAAGGUCGACAAGCGUGAGCCACAGAAGCUCAAGGUUGACAAGCGCGAGCCCGAACCCCAGAAGCUCAAGGUUGAUAAGAGGGAGCCCGAACCCCAGAAGCUCAAGGUCGAUAAGCGGGAGCCUCAGAAGCUCAAAGUCGACAAGCGCGAGCCCGAACCCCAGAAGCUCAAGGUUGACAAACGCGAACCAGAGACCCCAAAGCUUACCCUCGACAAACGCGAGCCCCAGAAGCUUAAGGUUGACAAGCGUGAGCCCCAGAAGCUCAAGGUUGACUAA
Bipolaris maydis ATCC 48331 is the source of this 438-nucleotide messenger RNA. RefSeq lists its product as uncharacterized. Lineage: Eukaryota; Fungi; Ascomycota; Dothideomycetes; Pleosporales; Pleosporaceae. The record is from RefSeq and is a predicted model, not a curated record.